Malus domestica (apple) is the source of this 504-nucleotide messenger RNA. The record is from RefSeq and is a predicted model, not a curated record. Lineage: Eukaryota; Viridiplantae; Streptophyta; Magnoliopsida; Rosales; Rosaceae.
AUGGAGGAGGACUCGGAUGAUGACCAUAGAAGGCAGAGAGCCUCACAUUCCCGCCAUGUCAUGGAAGCUGUGGGUGAGAUAGCCAAACUCAGACAUACCGCAAACUUCGAUAGAAAAAGGGAAAAACGAGAUGAUGCUUUUCGUGUUCUAGGUCUUCUUCCAGAGCAAAAAAUUACGGCUACCUUGCGAAUGCUUUCAUAUGAAGCAUCUGCAGAUCAAGUCGAUGAGAUCGCGAGGAUGGGAAAAACAACUGUUUUGGAGUCCCUGAUGCGGUUUUGCUUUGCAAUUGAAGCCCUGUACACCAAUGAGUACCUCCGGAAACCCACGCCAAGGAACAUGCGAAGGCUUCUGAGGGAGGGAACUCAGAAUGACCUAAAUGUCCUUGCUCAAUCUCCAGUGUUUGACAAUUUGCUACAAAGAAAAUCGUCGAAAUGCACAUAUUGGGUUAAUGGCACUAAAUAUGACGGACCAUACUACCUUGCAGACGGUAUUUACCUAAGGUGA